Phlebotomus argentipes is the source of this 1716-nucleotide messenger RNA. Its product is annotated as organic cation transporter protein. Lineage: Eukaryota; Metazoa; Arthropoda; Insecta; Diptera; Psychodidae. The transcript has 2 exons. Gene Ontology annotation, biological process: transmembrane transport. Gene Ontology annotation, cellular component: membrane. Gene Ontology annotation, molecular function: transmembrane transporter activity. The record is from RefSeq and is a predicted model, not a curated record. Bases 64 to 1716 code for a protein of 550 amino acids.
UCGUGUACAAAUCAUCGUACAGUGUCAGUGAUUUGAUAUUGUUUUACCAGAAAUCCCACAAAAAUGGCUGUUGAUCACACACUGGAGGAGAUGAUGGCCAUGCUUGGCGAAUUUGGCCGAUACCAGGGAUUCCAAUUUUUUCUGCACAUUUUGUCUGCUCUCACAGCCGGCUUGCACAUGCUUUCACUGGUCACAGUAAUGGCUACACCAGAUCACAGAUGUUACGUGGAUCAAUUGGAUAGAAACGGUACAUUAUAUCCUUGGAACAGCUCAGAAGUAGCAGACUACAUUCCAGUAAAGGCCAGUGGAGAGUUGGACUCAUGUCGAGUGUUCAUCAAUGGCAAUGAGACAACCACAUGUUCCUCUUACGUUUACGAUCACACGUACUACGAAACGUCGAAGACUAUUGAUUGGGAUUUCGUCUGCGACAAGCGUUGGAUGGCGUCUAUUUCACAAACAGUCUACAUGUUUGGAGUCUUCACCGGUGCAGUUGUACUGGGCGGAUUAGCUGACAAAGUAGGCCGUAAAGCGGUCUUCUGCUGGUCGGCCACACUCCAAUUAAUUCUUGGAGUAGCUGUCGCUUUUAUUCCUGAGUACUACUCAUUUCUUGUAGUGCGUUUUUUUUACGGGAUUUUUGGCAGCGCUGGUAGUUAUAUUACUGGCUUUGUACUCACGAUGGAGUUGGUGGGAUCCAGCAAAAGGACUGCCUGCGGUAUCGCCUUCCAGGCUACGUUUGCUGCUGGUGUGAUGCUCGUGGCAGCAUGGGGAGCUCUCAUAAAGGACCACGUGCUUCUCCAAGUAGUUUAUGGUCUACAUGGAUGUUUACUUCUUGCUCACUGGUGGCUCAUGGAUGAAUCCCCCCGAUGGCUUUGGAUGCAAGGCCGCACUCGUGAAGCCAUCGAUAUUGUUGCCAAGGGACUGAAGAUGAAUGGGCGCGGUAUCACAAUGGACAAGGAGUAUUUUGAGAGAAAGACCAAAGCCACGAUGACGCAGAGUGAUGAUGCUCAGACAAAUGCUGGCGUCUUGGAUCUCUUCAAAACCCCGAAUCUUCGCAUGAAGACUAUCAACGUGUGUGUCAACUGGUUUGCUAAUUCCCUGGUAUACUACGGUCUCUCACUAAGCACUGGAAAACUUUACGGGAAUCCUUUUCUCAUCCUCUUCAUUAUGGGCCUUGUAGAGUAUCCCAGUUAUAUCGUUGUGGUCCUCCUGUUAGACAAGAUGGGUCGCCGAUUCCUUACUAGCUUCCUUAUGCUGGCUGGCGGACUUUGCUGUAUUGCAGCUACACAGAUGCCUCAAGGCACUACAACAACUACUGGUAUUGUGAUGAUGGGGAAGCUCUUCAUUGCUGGCUCUUUUGCCAUAAUUUACAAUUACUCAGCUGAACUCUUUCCCACCGUCGUACGCAAUUCGGCCAUGGGAUUGGGCUCUAUGGCUGCACGUUUGUCAGGCGCUCUGACUCCGCUGAUCACUCUUCUAGACUCCUUUGAUCCAACAGUACCGGCCAUUAUCUUUGGCGUAGUAGCUCUGUUGUCUGGCUUCUGGACACUAUUCCUUCCCGAAACAAUGAAUCAACCGAUGCCGCAAAGCAUACAGGAUGGAGAGACCUUCGGCAAAGGCGAUACUUUCUUCACAACAUUUCUUGGACGCAAGAAACGUGAUGUAGUUCAACCUGUACACAUGGAGCAAAUGGUACCUCUUCAGAACAAUGAUAAAUGA